Messenger RNA from Rhododendron vialii, 2030 nucleotides. RefSeq lists its product as uncharacterized. The transcript has 10 exons. The record is from RefSeq and is a predicted model, not a curated record. The coding region runs from base 143 to 1066 and encodes 307 amino acids. NCBI's taxonomy places the organism in Eukaryota, Viridiplantae, Streptophyta, Magnoliopsida, Ericales, Ericaceae.
AAUAUCUGUGCACUCCAUUUUUCUCUAUCAAAUAAGAUCUUAUCUCUCUGCGUGUGAUGCUAUAAAACUCAGGUUGCGUCCUUUGAUCAGAGAGUGAGCACCUUUUGCUUCCCAGUAGCCAAGUAUUUUCUAGGGCUUUCCAAUGGCUGUGCCCCUUUUCAAUCUCGCCCCUGAUUUAAUCGUCUCAAGACUCUGCCUCGGAACCAUGACGUUUGGUGAGCAAAACUCGCUGCCGGAGUCGUUUCUCCUCCUAGACAAAGCUUUCGAUUCCGGCAUUAACUUCUUCGACUCCGCAGAAAUGUACCCAGUGCCUCAGCGGGCGGAAACACAAGGGAGGAGCGAGGAGUACGUGGGCCGUUGGAUGAGAGAGAGAAAAGUUCCUCGCGACCGCGUAAUGUUAGCUACAAAGGUGACUGGGCCAUCUGGACAAAUGACUUGGAUUCGAGGUGGACCAAAGUGUCUGGAUGCAAGGAGUAUUACUGAGGCUAUUGACAGCAGUUUGUUCCGUCUGCGGACUGAUUACAUUGACCUUUAUCAAAUUCAUUGGCCUGAUCGGUAUGUUCCAAUGUUUGGAGAAACUGAAUAUGACCCAAUUAAGCAGUUUGAUUCAAUAGACAUAGAGGAACAACUUGAUGGUCUUGGUAGAGCUGUCGAUGCUGGUAAGAUCAGAUAUAUUGGGCUUAGUAAUGAAACGCCAUAUGGUAUAAUGAAGUUUCUUCACACUGCCGGAUGUGGCCCUGGCCAUCCUAAGAUAGUGUCUGUGCAGAACUCGUACCACUUACUUUGCCGAGCUUUUGAUUGUGGGAUGGCUGAAUGCUGUCAUCAUGAGAGGGUGAGCUUAUUGGCCUAUAGCCCUCUGGCAAUGGGCAUACUUUCUGGAAAGUACUUCUUACCUAACGGGGGUCCAUCUGAUGCUCGUUUGAAUCUUUUUAAAGAUAUUCAGAAGGGGAGUCCAGAUACAACCUGUCCAGCCCCAUUGUGCAAAAAGCUACUGAAGUAUGGCAAAUACUUGGCACUUAAUAUGGUGGUUGUUAUUAUUGUGGUAGAUAACGUAGCCAAUAUGUAGCAGAUUGUGAAGUGGAGAUAUUGAUGAGACAUUUUGUUCUUUUUGAAUUGUGAAGUAUUUAACUACAACUAACAUGAAAGAGAUGUGGCUCAGGAACGUUUUAGUCAAAAAGAUGGGAGAAAUACUCAUUCCUCGUAGUUUCAACUAAGUGCCAGAGCCGUUGUUAGAUUCUUUGUUCAUUUUGUCUCACCCAAAUUGCUCAAUGGGAUCACAUGGUGUGGUUUUCUUUGCCUUGUCAAAUGUUAAGCACAAAAAACUGUUAUGUUAAGUAUUUUAUGCAUGGUUACCUAAUCUUUUGCAGGCAUAUCUAGACAUUGCAGGAAAAUAUGGUCUUCAUCCUGUAUCUCUUGCAGUUGGUAUGUCAACUCUCUCUCUCUCUCUCUCUCUCUGUAUGUGUGUGUGUCUUACUGGUCUGUAAAGUCUGCAGAUUUAUUUUCUGUGGUGAAGUACUUUUAAUAUCCCUUGUUUGGGUGCAAUGUCUAGUUGUAGCUUGUUGAUCCAAUUAUUGUCCUUUAUGAUUUCUCGACUCAUUAACUAUUCUUCAUUCAGAGUUAACUCUUGCUUUCUUUGGCCAGCGUUUGUUUUGAAACACCCUCUUGUUGCCAGUGCUGUUUUUGGAGCAACAAAGUUGUGGCAGCUCCAUGAAGUCCUGGAUGCAUGCAAGGUGGAGCUUGAUCCUGAAAUUAUUGCAGCUAUUGACAAGGUUCACACAACCUACUGGAAUCCCUGCCCCUGAUGGUAGUUUUUUGUUAAAGAACUUAAUUCCUCUUUCGGGCAGUAUAGUCAUUUGUUCCUCGUCAUGUUUACGAUGAUUGUUGGACCACAGUUGAUAUGGCUUUGUCCAAGUUAAAAAGACCUGAAUCGUGAGAUUGGGAGUAUUCGGAGGAUUAAAUUUUGUUAUCUGAAUAAUUCAUUGUGUUCGGUAAACUUUACUGUAUAUGACAUUGCUCUAACUCAUUACCCA